CCGUACUAUAACUGUAAAGGGGGCAGAUGAAACUAAUUAAGUGCCAUCGACCACCGGGGUGGUAAACGGCACCUAAUUAGUGCCAACCACCACCCCGGUGGCAAGCCUAAAGGGGGCAGAUGGGAAUAAAGGACCCCGAGCAACGAGAAAAUAGGACAAGAAUGCGAGAUGACGCCGGUUAUUCAUGUGCUACAGCACCCAGGCUGCAUACCAAAACCGAUUCCAUCAUUUGCUUGCGUUGGAAAAUGUACAAGUUACGUUCAGGUAUCCGGUAGCAAGAUAUGGCAGAUGGAGCGAACUUGUAACUGCUGUCAAGAGUCGGGAGAACGAGAGGCAACAGUCGUUCUGUUCUGUCCAAAGGCCAAAAGCGAAGAAAAGAGAUUCAGAAAGGUAACAACAAAGGCUCCCCUGGAGUGCAUGUGCCGACCAUGUGGGAGUAUCGAAGAAAGUGCCAUCAUUCCUCAAGAGAUAGCUGGCUACUCCGAAGAUUCACCUCUUCAUAAUCACUUCAUUAAAUCUUUUUAGAAAAAGUACUCAAUGGGAUUACCAGACGGAG
This is a messenger RNA of Pectinophora gossypiella (pink bollworm), 556 nucleotides long. RefSeq names its product bursicon (gene Burs). Gene Ontology annotation, biological process: animal organ morphogenesis. The record is from RefSeq and is a predicted model, not a curated record. Lineage: Eukaryota; Metazoa; Arthropoda; Insecta; Lepidoptera; Gelechiidae. Gene Ontology annotation, molecular function: receptor ligand activity; BMP binding. The transcript has 4 exons. The coding region runs from base 169 to 525 and encodes 118 amino acids.